Molecule: messenger RNA, 687 nt
Organism: Tinamus guttatus (white-throated tinamou)
Lineage: Eukaryota; Metazoa; Chordata; Aves; Tinamiformes; Tinamidae
Source: RefSeq, a predicted model, not a curated record
AUGUCCAGCCCAGCUGCUAGACACCGAGUGUCUGGUCAACUUAUCUGUAGGCUCCCUUUAACUGUGUUGGGUAAAUCCCCCUUGAGCACCCUUGACCUAUCAUCUGUACGGCGUCUUAAUGGGGAGCGAAAUCCUUCCCUCAAGUCAUACGUCUUUUUUAGAUCUAUCUUUCGGGUUCUGCCACUGUUCCUUGUUCUGUCGCCGGUGAAUUCGUCUAGUUGUUCAGUGAGAAAUAAGACAGAAGAAAUCCGUGCGAAGUAUGAGAAUGUACUAAUCCACGACAUCAGUGAGCUGGUAAAUAUGUCUGCAGAGUAUCGUGACAGGUGCUGCAGGAAUAAAAAACAGGAAAAUCCCAAAGUGUUCUUCUGCAAUGAUACUCAGGAAAUAGAGUCACUACAGAGUAUGGCGUGCAACAUGCUUAAAUUCUUUAAUAAGCAAAAAAUCAACAAAGACUUUAGAUGGAAAGCUACAUCAGUCUCAUGUGGGACAUUAAACAUCCUAGAGUGCAGAUGUGAAAGACACAAAAAAGAAAAGAUUUGCAUAUUGCUAAAUAGACAUAAUAAAGAAGACACAGGAUCAGCAGAGCACUCAAAAAAGAAAUGUAACCAAGAGUUUUGUGAACUGAAAGAAAAUAUAUCUAGCCUUCGAUCCUGCUGGAAUAAAUUUGGAAAAAUAAUUUCCAGGUGA